CGCGGUAGUUUAAUCUUCUGCCAAAAUGGUAAUCAGAUAAACCCCUAGCCCUUAUAAAAAAAUUCUCGCUCUUCUUCGUAUCUUGACAUGUUGCCCAGAUUAGUAAGAACGAUUACAAGAUCGUCUUCAACUGCUUCUCCUAGACCUUUACUACAAGCCACUGUCAACUAUGUAAAGACCAAGGCUCCUUUAGUACCAGCACUUUCUACACGCGCCUUCUCGGUCCAAUGUGCCAAAUAUCAAUCUGUCGAGACAAAAAAGAAUGUCACCAUAAAAUCACUGGACGAAUAUAAAAACACAGGCAACCUCAAGGGCGCUAUUCGAGCUGUUCAACAUGCACAAGAAGCAGGAUUAGCUACACCUGCUUUAUAUAUCCAACUCGUAGACAUAUUGAGAGAUGUGCCAUUUGAUGUCCAUGCAUGUGCUACAGUAGCUCAUUGGUUUUACUCGCCUGAGUCUAAUUUACCUGCUGAAGUAUUACAUGAUAUCAAUGUUUGGAAGAGUGUCUUGAAACUCGGAUUUGGAUUUGGAUCUACUUAUCGUGCUGAAGAUUUGCGUGCCCUUGUAGAUCGAUUUACUGAGACAUUUGAUCUCACAGAACUAGAUGACCCUACUGCUUGGGAGUUAUUGAUGAGAGCUUAUGGUAUCUUGAACAAGAAAGAGGAUAUUGUAGCUUGUAUGGCCAACAAAAAAGAGAAUACAAGCCCUACAUUUUAUGCCAGUGCUUUAUUGUCUUUUGCAGCUACACAUGCUCAUGAACAAGUCGAAGCCUUGGUAAACAAACUCAAGGAACAGAAUCAAUUGAGUCGCCAUACACUUUUAAAAUUAAUUCGUUGCUAUGGUUUCAAUGGUGAUGUCGAUCAUGUUGUCAAGUAUAUGAAUGUGUGUAACCAACUCUAUUCUGAUGCACCUUGCGACAAAACCAUGUUGUUGAUUGCUCAUAAAGUGGCUCUUGAUAAGAUCUGCAAGCGACUUGAGCAGACAUUGGGUGUGCGUGGGCUCCCCUUAAAGCCUGCUUAUUUACCUGAAUUGGAUCAAUUGCAUGAUUCUUGGAACACACUGACAAAGGACAUGUUGAAUCAAGCCAUGGAUGUGACAGAUUGUAAUGUUGUACUUGAAUACUUGACUAUUGCCAAUCGCAUUGAUCCUGUUGGAUAUCCUAUUGAAAGUGCAGAAGCUAUCUUUGAAUCUUAUAUGCCCUCACAUUGUAUUCAACCCAAUGAUGCUACGCACCGUAUUAUGUUGGUUGGCUAUGCGACAACACAGCAAUACAAUGAUCCUCAUCUUAAUAUACGCUUAAACAAGGCAUUAGCAAUGGUCUCCAAGAUGCAGGUAGCUGGUAUUGAUACACUGAAUCACCCUACAUUCCAUGCUCUUUUCCGUGCCUGUCUUCCUCAUCAUUAUGGACGCUAUUACUUUGAUAACUUUAGACUCAAUUCACUUUUACCUUCUCGUCCAUACACACACAACCGAUUUAGGCUAGAUCCUCGUCUGUUUGAAAUCGAGAAAAUCAUGCUGGAAGCCAAGUUACCUCAUGACAGAUUCACUUUCUCAACAUUGAUGACAUGUUUGGCCACAGGUGGUAAAUACAAAGCAAUGCGUAGUCGAUGGAGAGCACUUAAAUUACACGGUAUUCGUCGUGAUGUGGGGCUCUAUCGCCUGGUCUUUGCUCUCUCUUCAUUACAUCCUACACAGGCCAAACGAGCUAUUGUUGUGACCAGGAAUGAAAUGAUGCGUGAAAUCCCAGAGAACCAUGUGGAUUGGGAUACUUAUGUAGCCAUGUUGGAUUGCUGUAUCACGGCUCAAUUACCUACAGAAGCAAAAGAGAUUAUUCAUGACAUGCGUCGUGCUACUGACCUCGUUCACCGUACAAAGAAACAUGCUGAUGAUCUUGCUAAAUGGCCAUUUGUGGAUGCACCUAACUAUUAUCUCCCCAUGCUUCGUGCUGCUGUCUUGUUGCCUGGAUUGGAUGCAGAUGCCAUUCAACGGGAAAUAGAUAGCAAACAAGUACUUUAUAGCAAAGGUAUCUGGGAAGCUUUGUUGUCUAAGGCAGCACUAGCAUCAGAUAAACAAGCCAUUCAAGCCUUGUUCCAUAAAUACACCAUGUCUCGUUUUGAAAAAGAAGGCAAGAUUCCCAUUCCUGUUCGAGAAGCUGCCAAACCAGUCAUUCCAUUCCCUACAGCACCUUAUACAGCACUGGAUAUGAAAUUUGUGGACGUCUAUCUCAGUACAUUGCUUGAUUCACAAGAUAUUUCACUUGUGUUUGAUGUGUUGCGUACACUUACAGACCAAACAGACCAAAUUGGUAUUUCCCUGUCUACAUUGCAAGGCAUUGUUCAUUUAGCCAAACAAGAGAAAUCUACACAAGAUAUAGCAUGGUUCAAAGACCAUGUUUUACCAAAAGUGUCACGUCAAAACAAGUCUUUCAGAGCAUUUGUCAAGUCUAUAGAAACUGUAUCAUAAAAAAAAAUAAACUUUAAGCCCAAUUUUGGUGGAGAAUAAAUCUUGUC
This is a messenger RNA of Gilbertella persicaria, 2510 nucleotides long. RefSeq lists its product as uncharacterized. The record is from RefSeq and is a predicted model, not a curated record. The coding region runs from base 88 to 2463 and encodes 791 amino acids. Gene Ontology annotation, molecular function: protein binding. NCBI's taxonomy places the organism in Eukaryota, Fungi, Mucoromycota, Mucoromycetes, Mucorales, Choanephoraceae. The transcript is spliced from 3 exons.